CAUCUUUUUGAGGCUUUCUUCAAACUCGGCGAUGAGCGUCCCAAUAUUGAUUUUGAAGGCUUCGUCGCACGGCGUCGGUGUGAGGGUGGGUGCCAUAGUGAGGUGGGUAGGAGAGGGUUGAUGGAAUCAUUAAGAAGCUGCUCCUGCUGUGUCCAGAAGCUUAUAAAGUCUUCCUCUUCUCCUAGUAGCUUAAUAGCGCUAUUGUCCUUCCGUAUGAGGCUAAGAAUUGCCUUCUCAGAUGUGAUGCAAUACAACAGCGGUGUUGUCCUAUUUUAG
This is a messenger RNA of Periconia digitata, 276 nucleotides long. The record is from the annotation of a GenBank genome assembly. Lineage: Eukaryota; Fungi; Ascomycota; Dothideomycetes; Pleosporales; Periconiaceae.